AAGAGCGAUUAAUUAAAAAUAAUUUAUGGCAGACAAAGAAAUUCCAAAAAAAUUGUAGGGCUUUCUCCCUCUCACUGCAAAAAAAAGAGUUCGAAUUUCAGACCCGGCGGACCUUUGCCGGAUAAUAUUUCGGAGCUUUAUUUCUCAGUUCUCAUGCUCUCAUCAUUUGAUCCGCACAAACUCAAAUUUACCUAUUAGUUUUAGCUGAAAACAGGUUCGAUUCUGGAAUUGUUUAUAAGCAGACAAUCGAGCUUCUAGUCUGAAAUUGAGAAUAAUGGUGAAAUCUGGUAAUAAUAAGCCUCAUAAUCUUCAAGAAGAAGAGUACGAUGAAGCUGACGAUUACGAUUCCUCUUCUUACAGAGGAGAAACAGGGAAAGGAGAAGGUAAAAGAAGUGAGCAACACAAGUCCAAUAAUUCCAAUGCGAAUAGUAGGUCUAAGCAUUCCGAGACUGAGCAACGUAGGCGGAGCAAGAUUAAUGAGAGGUUCCAGAUUUUGAGAGAAAUUAUUCCUCAAAAUGAUCAGAAAAGAGACAAGGCUUCAUUCUUGUUAGAGGUUAUAGAGUACAUUCAGUUUUUACAGGAAAAGUUACAGAUGUAUGAAGGGUCGUACCAGGGCUGGGGUCAGGAGCCAACAAAAUUGAGGCCUUGGAAAAAUCACCAUUCUCCUGUUGAGGAUCUAGUGGAUCAUUCUCAAGUGUUGAAGAAUGGUUCUGCUCAUGAGACCACUGCCAUGCUCACAGAUAUACUUAACCCGAUUGAAUCUGACAUGGGAACUGCUGCAGUUCCCUUUAAUUUGCAAUCACAUUCAAAUAUGUUUGCUACUGAUGUGAGGGGUGGAGUCACUACUCAGCCUGUCCAAGAAUCUGUUUCUGUUUCUGAUGCUGAUAACAUGGCAUACCAACUUCGAUCACACAUGUGGCAGUGUAGACCAUGUCCUAAUGAGUGUGUUGCUCCAAGCAAUAUGAAUAGACAACAGGAACCAACUAGUGAAAGUGGAUCAGAUAGAAACUCAAGAACAUAUUCUCAAGGGAUAUUGGAUAAUCUGACCCAAACUCUGCGAUCUUCGGGCGUAGAUUUGUCACAGACAAGCAUCUCGGUGCAAAUUGAUGUUGGCAAGCAAUUAAAUACUGUAUCUGCUCUUACAGCAUCAAGUUCAAAGGAUCAAGAAAAUCGAUACCUAAACAGUCAAUUGAUGGAACAAACUGUUUUUGAGAGUUGCAUGGAAGACUCUGAUCAGGCUCAUAAGAGACUGAGGACACAAAAGAUCUAGUUUAUUCAUUCUGGUUUCAUUUUCGCCUGUUUGAUUUCUCAAUUUUGGUCCUUAUUUGAAAAUGGUACCAACCCUAGAUCAGCUGUACAUGGUUUCUACUCUUCGGUUUGCGCGGUGGCUUUGUUUUUAGGUGAGGGAAAGCAUAAGUUGUAAUUGAAAGUGUUAUAUAUUCUUUUGUUUAUAGCUCUUAUUUUAGAUACACUUCCAUGCAUAUAAUGAGAAGCUUAUUUAUCUUCCAA
Molecule: messenger RNA, 1509 nt
Organism: Mercurialis annua (annual mercury)
Lineage: Eukaryota; Viridiplantae; Streptophyta; Magnoliopsida; Malpighiales; Euphorbiaceae
Product: transcription factor BIM2-like
Exons: 8
Coding region: 275-1270 (331 amino acids)
Biological process (GO): DNA-templated transcription
Molecular function (GO): protein dimerization activity; DNA-binding transcription factor activity
Source: RefSeq, a predicted model, not a curated record